Molecule: messenger RNA, 3410 nt
Organism: Carcharodon carcharias (great white shark)
Lineage: Eukaryota; Metazoa; Chordata; Chondrichthyes; Lamniformes; Lamnidae
Gene: galm
Product: galactose mutarotase
Exons: 7
Coding region: 323-1348 (341 amino acids)
Biological process (GO): glucose metabolic process; beta-D-galactose catabolic process via UDP-galactose, Leloir pathway
Molecular function (GO): aldose 1-epimerase activity; carbohydrate binding
Source: RefSeq, a predicted model, not a curated record
AGAGGCCGAUUGGCGAUCAACAGCACGUCACCGGCUGGAAAAGUUUGUUUAAAAAAAACCUUGCUUUGGAAGCAGCAUGGCGGCUGUCCUUGCCAUAAUAUUUUAGGUCGAAUUAAUAAGGCGGCGACGUUGCAAAAGAAAAUAAGAUUGGGUUUGCAAAAUCCGAAUGAACCUUGGGUUCACGAACACGAGACAUUAUGUCAGGGGUUGCAACAUCUGACCAAUAAGGAGGGGAGGGGGCAAAGGUAAAGAGAAACUGACCCAGCGAUUCAUUUUAACUGGACUGGCUAAAGGGACGCCGCACUUUUGCUGCACUGGGACCAUGACCGAAGUCAGGGAGGAUGAGUUCGGGAUGCUGCCGGACGGGAGGCUGGUCCGCCGUUACACGUUGUGCUCCGACUCGGUGACGCUGAGAGUUCUGACCCUGGGCGGCAUAGUAACCAGUCUGGAGACCAAGGACCGGGACGGGCAAGUGGCAGACAUCGUCCUGGGCUUCGAUAAUCUGCAAGGCUAUAUUAACAAGCAUCCCUACUUUGGCGCAGUGAUUGGCCGUUUUGCCAAUCGAAUUGCGGAAGGGAAAUUCAGUAUUGAUGGGAAGGAAUACCAGCUGCCCAUUAAUAAUGGGCCUAAUAGUAUACAUGGUGGUUUGAAAGGAUUUGACAAGGUGCUUUGGACACCUAAAGUAUUAUCGAAUGGAGUGGAGUUUUCAAUGACGAGCGCUGAUGGUGAAGAAGGAUAUCCUGGAGCGUUGAAUGUCUGGGUGACGUAUAUUCUUGAUGGAGCAGUACUGGCUAUUAAUUACAAGGCCCAGACCACCAAGACCACUCCAAUAAACCUGACCAACCACUCCUAUUUCAAUCUAGCAGGGCAUGGAUUCCCUAACAUCUACGACCAUGAGGUUUCUAUAGAAGCAAAGAGCUACCUGCCAGUCGAUAUGACAUCAAUUCCAACUGGAGACAUUGCCUCAGUGGAGAACACAAGUUUUGACUUGAGGAACCCAGUAUUACUUGGAAACCAUAUUGCAAAUAAGUUAGUCGGAGGCUUUGAUCACAACUUCUGUUUAAACUCCUCAAAGCAACGAUCUCCUUGUGCAAGGGUUUACCAUCAGCCAAGCGGCAGACUACUGCAAGUCGAGACUACACAGCCAGGAGUUCAGUUCUACACUGCCAAUUUUCUGGAUGGGAGCCUGAAGGGCAAAGGAGGGGCCAUAUACCCUAAGCAUUCAGCUUUUUGUCUGGAAACCCAGAGUUGGCCUGAUGCUGUCAACAAGAUGAAUUUCCCAGAUGUAUUGCUGAGACCUGGCGAGGAAUAUGACCACACAACAUGGUUUAAAUUUUCUGUACUUUGAGUGUGGUAAUAUGGGCAGCUAUGUUUUAGUUGUCAUACUUGAAUCAAAACACUUAUUUUUACCUUAGUUAAACUAGAACAAAAAAUAAAAUCACACUACGUGGGGGUUGUUGGUAAGGAAAGAAAACCAAUGCAGAAUGAGGAAAAUUAAAUCAUGUAUUUACCCAUUGUGCCCACAAGAGGGAGUGCAAAAACAGAGUUCAGCAGUACAUAACCAAGAAUAUGGACUAGCAUCUAUCUUAAUUUAGAAUAUUUCCCCCAAACCAGAGAUGCCUUAAAUUACAGAGCUCUUCAGAUUCAGUUUAUUCGGGAAGAGAAUAGAUUAGAGGUCUGAAUGUUUAAUAUUAGCAAAGCACUCGGGCUUGCAUUUGACAUAAUGGCCACAAAAAGACUUGUAUUUAUAUUCAUGACCAUCGGACAUCUCAAUGCUUCACAGCCAAUGAAGUACUUUUGGAGUGUAUCACUGUUGUAAUGUAGGAAAAGCAGCAGUCAACUUGUGUAGAGGAAGGUCCAACAAAACCAGUAGAGAGGUAAUGACCAGAUAAUUUGGUUUAAGGAUAAAUACAGCAAGUCCUCAAAAUUAAAGUUGUGAUUUUCAGGAACACAACUAUAAGUGAAUCACAUUUUCCAAUUAAAACCAAUGUAAAAGCUGUAGUUAGGUUCUGUAGUACCUUGCUUAUCAGAAAAAAACAUUUUACCCUUUAAGUUAAAAUACUUUGCUAAAUUCUUUUAUUGGUAAAUGAAAUAAAAAUAUAAAAGUUAAAUUUGUUUUAUUUUAUUUUAAAAUAGAUUAGCUUUCUACUUUCAGUAGCUCCUGCUCGCCACAUAUCCCACUCUGACCCUCACUGUCACUGCAGACCCUUCCUUGUCAACCCUGACUUGUGGCCUCUCCCGCUCCUGAAUCCUCAUUGUGAGUGAAAGCUCUGAAGAGGCGGGAGGAACAGCUUUGAUUUGCAGGAGGCAAGUUCACUUCAAGUGGGUUUGUGAUAAGUUUCAUGCCCUUUUGAUAAGCAAUCUUCCUUUCUGCCCCACCCUGACUUUAAAGCCACCAAGUCUGGAGCACGGGUGGAGAUGGAGCGAGGCCACUGCCCCACUGGUUUUAUUGUGUUGGUGAGGAGUCAUGUCCCAGUCAGGUGUCCUGAACUUAUUCAAUCCAUUGUUGCAUGAAGUGUCUCAUUGUUGGGAUCUGUUACCAGGAGAUUUCUAGAUACCCUAGAACUAAAAUAGAUGAGGAGGGCAAGUUUGAGUAAUUGGGCUGCUCUUUCAAAGAACUCCCCACAGGCUCAAUAGAAAGGAAGACUUGCAUUUAUAUUGUGCUUAUCAUAACAAAAAGACAUCCCAAAGCACUUUACAGCUAAUCUGUACAAAGCAAGCUCCCACAGCAACAUAAUGAUCAGAAUUUUUUUUUGUGCUGUUGACUGAGGGAUAAAUAUUGGCCAUGAUACUCCUGCUCUUCUUUGAAAUAAUGGCAUGAGAUCUUUUCCAUCCACCUGACAAGGCCUCAGUUGAACAUCUCAUCUAAAAGAGAUGCAGCUUCUCCUCAGUAUUGCACCAGUGUCAACGUAGAUUUUUGUGCUCAAAUCCUGGAGUGGGACUUGAACCCUUUGACUCAAAACAUAGGACUGCUACCAAGCCCCAGCUGACACUAUGGGCUGAAUAGCCACCUUCUCUCUGACUAUGAUUGUUAAAUUAAUUGCAUUAGGUUAACUUGUGUCUAUUUCUUGCAUUGUUGUUCAUACAUACCAGAAAAGGUUCAUUUUCCAGGGUAUUGAACCAGUGACAAAGAAUGAAAAUGUUGAAGCCAGGAUAGCACUGAGUUAGAGAUGACUACAUCUCUUGUGGUGUUGUCAAAGUAACGUUCUGAGAAUGUGCACUCCGCAGCUACUGUCUGUCAAUGGCGUUCAAAGUGACAGUUGAAUUACCAAAGAAACAUUAAAAGAAUUGUGUAAGUAUUUAGGUUGUAGAUUGAUGACUAUGAUUAGUCAAUAACUUCAUUAUCAUUGUAUCAUGCAGCUACCAGUAUGACCAUCAAAAAUUAAAGAUAGAUGGUUUUGUGUUCUCUU